GAUCAGUCGCAUUCUGAGUAGGGAGCCGUGCAAAGAUGGCGAGCGGAAUCCAGGAAAUCACAUACUACGAGCACGAGCUCAACAUUCGCCGGGUUAUCGAGGAGCAGGCCAGUCUGCAGAACGUGGACGCGGCCCUCAACAUCUGCGAUCUGUCCAGUGUGGAGCGGAAAUACAAUCUCUGGGUGAAGUAUCUUCCCCGAAUCACGCCCUACUAUGCCGUCAAAUGCAAUGACGAUCCUAUGAUUGUCAAGGUGCUGGCGGAACUCGGCGCCGGCUUUGACUGUGCCUCCAAGAACGAGGUCAAAUUGGUUCUGGGAUUGGAUGUAGCGCCUGAGCGGAUUAUAUUCGCCAAUCCCUGCCGUCCCGUCAGCCACCUGGAGUACGCCCAGCAGCAUCGGGUGGCCAAUGGCACGGUGGACAACGAGUUCGAGAUCUACAAGCUGCACAAGCAUUAUCCCCAGUCCAACUUGAUUGUGCGCUUCAAGAGCGAGGCAAAGGAGGCCCAGUGUCCGCUUGGCGACAAGUUCGGCUGCGAUGCGGACGCGGACGCCACGGCGCUGAUGCUGCUGGCCAAGGCGCUCGACCUGAAGGUGACCGGCACCAGUUUCCACGUGGGAUCCGGCUGCAGCGAGCUGGAGGCCUACGAUCGGGCCAUCAAGAAGGCCAAGAACAUUUUCAAGUUCGGAGAGCUGCUGGGCUAUGACAUGAAUUUUCUGGACAUAGGUGGCGGCUUUCCCGGCAGCGAUGAUGGCAAAUUCCAAAAGAUAGCGGAGAUUGUCAACACCUCAGUGCAGCGCCACUUCCCAGACGAUCGCGUCCAGAUCAUUGCCGAACCCGGGCGCUUCUUCGUGGCGGCCGCCUACACGCUGGUCUGCAAGAUCCAUGCCAAACGUGAGGUGCGCAAUGAGGCCGGAAAGCUGGACACUAUUAUGUACUACCUGAAUGACGGAGUCUACGGCUCCUUCAACUGCAUUCUCUACGACCAUCAGGUGGUGACGCCUGAGCAUUAUUUGGAUGAAUCCGCGGCCUUCCCCGAAUUCAAAUCCUUGAUUUGGGGUCCCAGCUGUGAUGCCUUGGACAAGAUCUCGGAGGACCUGCGGCUACCCAACCUGAACCGAGGCGAUCUGAUUGGCUUCCCCAACAUGGGUGCUUAUACGGUGCCUAUUGCCAGUCCGUUUAAUGGCUUCGAGGUGCCAAGGACCCUGUACUUCCGGGCUAUGUGACUAAAAUCGGACAGUAUGACAGAAAUAAAGGAAACGUUUGCUUUCAUUUGUAA
Messenger RNA from Drosophila persimilis, 1276 nucleotides. RefSeq names its product ornithine decarboxylase 1 (gene Odc1). NCBI's taxonomy places the organism in Eukaryota, Metazoa, Arthropoda, Insecta, Diptera, Drosophilidae. The transcript has 6 exons. The record is from RefSeq and is a predicted model, not a curated record. Gene Ontology annotation, molecular function: ornithine decarboxylase activity. Bases 36 to 1223 code for a protein of 395 amino acids. Gene Ontology annotation, cellular component: cytoplasm.